AUGCGCCAGAAGCGCCAGAAUAUUGAUUAUUAUAUAUCAUGUAGCCCAACAACGGACAAACUAGAUUUCCGAUACAAAACCGAAGCCGAGUACGACAAAUGUAGCAAGGCACAAAUGCGCGAAUUGACCAUGGCCAAUCUGGACGUAAUAAUAGCCUCGAUGAAACUACAGGGCAUGAAAUACCGGCACUUUCACGGUCUGGACAUAAUCGACGAGUUCUAUCAGCGGCUAAUCAAUAGAGCCCAACAGUAUAUGCCUGUCAUGUAUGCCGUAAUGGAUGCCUACGAGCCGCCACCAAAUAUCACCAUGUUCAAACACAAUGUCGAGUAUUACAUAGGUUCAUCGUUUGAAGAGUACAGGUACAUGGGCGCCAAGUUGGAUGUGAAGCGCAAAAAUAUGCUUAAGGUAACUGACAGUGAGCAAGUGCUGCGAGAUAAAUUGACCAAGUUACAAAAGACUAUUUUGCGUACGGUCCUAUGGGCGUCCAAUUAUAUUAAGACUAAACGUCAGGACACUUUGUGGGGUUCCCUACAUAUACAGAUUCACGAUUUAGUACAGCACAUAUUCACCGAGUUGAACGCUGACCUUGAUAAAAUGCCUAAUGGUGUCAAGAAGGCAAAAGCGCUUCAU
Messenger RNA from Medioppia subpectinata, 630 nucleotides. The record is from the annotation of a GenBank genome assembly. NCBI's taxonomy places the organism in Eukaryota, Metazoa, Arthropoda, Arachnida, Sarcoptiformes, Oppiidae.